This is a messenger RNA of Manduca sexta (tobacco hornworm), 3450 nucleotides long. RefSeq names its product serine proteinase stubble. The record is from RefSeq and is a predicted model, not a curated record. NCBI's taxonomy places the organism in Eukaryota, Metazoa, Arthropoda, Insecta, Lepidoptera, Sphingidae. The transcript has 7 exons. Gene Ontology annotation, molecular function: serine-type endopeptidase activity. Gene Ontology annotation, biological process: proteolysis. The coding region runs from base 1049 to 2407 and encodes 452 amino acids.
CCUGUCGAAUGAUAUAUAGAUUAUGGCAGUCAAAUAUAGUUAAAAAAUAAUAAAGACGUUGGGCCUUAUCAGUAACCAUAGGUGAUUAACUUGAGUUAAGAAAAAAUACGACGGUUCUCUAUUUGACUAUUGGGAUUGGUUGAGACUAACGCGUGACCAACGCAUUGGUCUCUCGACCAAUAACAAGCAUCAAAAUUUAACGACUUCGACUUAGGAGUUGCGUUUUUUUUGGACAUUUAAAGGGGGCUGAUCAGUGUCUUGUUUCCCAUGCUUGUGUUAUUUGACGGAAGGAAAAUGAUAAAAUUACUAAUUAAAGAAUUGAUGACAAUAUUACGAAUUUUAUUAUAAGACGCUUACAGACCUUGUAAAAAAUGAAAUUCGAGUUCUCCCAAAAGUAAUUGAAUACUAUGCUCAUAUGUUUCUGCUUGAUUAUUUAAGAGUAAUAAACAUUUGUUUUCAAUAAUUAAACCCGUGUUUGAAAUUAAGUAAGCAUGGCUUCCAAUUAGAUAAUUCUGAAGUAGAGUGCCAAAACUAUAUAAUUUCAAACAACAUAAAAUUUAAGCAGUUCCCACAAUACGGAUUUACCACAAUUUAUGUUCAAAUACUCAUAUUCAGCUAAGAAACAAAAAUAACUUACCAAAAAUCUGUUUUUAUAUUAUCGAGUGGCGGCAACGCGGUCUCACUUACCUAUCAGAAGUAGUUAUAUAAACACAUUUCACCAAACUUGUCUCUUUUGAGAUUAUCGCCACUUGAGCACAACGCUCGAGCCCCCGCGCCCGUACUUUCUUUUCUUUUAUAUUUUAAAUAUCGAUUUGUUGCUGUCCAGAAAAUUUGUACUUUUUAAUUUAUUAUUAAUUUAUUUAUCGUAUACAUUUUUAUUCCUCUUUAUUUCCAUACAUAAUUAAUUUGUUAUUAAAAUACCAUUUCGGCCAGCAACAUUAACAUAAACAAUAAAUAGGUGCGUGUUCGGUUGUUUUAUAAAAAUAAGUUCGUAAGUAGCGCCAUCUAGAAUUGGAGUGAAGAACUGUGUUCAUCAUAUAACUUUGAUAUGCAUUAUAAAGCAGUGAAAAUUAUACUUGAAAUAAUAAUGUUAAAUAAAUGUUUGGUUCAAAGUGAUUUAAUUGAUGUAGAUUCUGACGUUGUGAAUGAAAAUCUACACGAAUAUAGGGAUAUAACAAAUGCAAAUAGCAAAUCUGUGAUAUCUAAACUAUUAAGUGAGAGUAAGUUUAACUCGGAUAUGAUUAAAAAUAUCGGUGGAAACACUGACGCUGUGAACAAUUAUGAAGACAUUACGAUAUUAGACAAUAAUGGUGAAUUAAAAACUUUAAAAUACAAGUCAGCGAUGCCUAAAUUACCUUUGGAAUUACAAAAAAUGGUGAACAGUUAUACAACUAAAAGUGCGAUGACUACGAUUGACGACGAUUUAACUGAAAAAAAAUCGAAAUUCUUCGACGAACUUGGACUGAUACCUCAAACCUGUCGGUUCCGGGGAGCGCGGUACCCCUGCGGGUUGAGCAUAUCGUGCGUGUUCGGGGGCGGGAAGCCCCUGGAUCUCUGCUCUGGAGGCAUGAUAUGGGCCUGCUGUGUUGACAGGGAUACCACCGAACGGCCCAACGAAGCCGCGCCGGUCGUUCAUAAUGCCAGUUGCGGCGAGCAUUUUACCAGGUCUAACAGGAUAGUGGGUGGUCACUCGACGGGCUUCGGCUCACACCCGUGGCAGGCAGCGCUCAUCAAGUCUGGAUUCCUGAGUAAGAAGCUGGCGUGUGGUGGAGCUCUGAUAUCUGACAGAUGGGUGAUUACAGCUGCUCAUUGUGUUGCCACCACACCAAACUCGCAGCUGCGCGUGCGCCUCGGCGAAUGGGACGUGCGUGACGCCGGCGAGCGAUAUUCCCACGAGGAGUUCUCCGUGCAGAGGAAGGAGGUGCACCCCGCGUACGAGCCCGCGGACUUUAGAAACGAUGUAGCGUUAGUCCAGCUAGAUCAUGGUGUUGUGUUUAAACAGCAUAUAUUGCCUGUGUGUUUGCCACAGAAGCAGAUGAAACUAGCGGGAAAGAUGGCGACAGUAGCCGGUUGGGGCAGAACGAGGCACGGACAGAGCACGGUGCCGUCUGUUUUACAGGAAGUAGACGUGGAGGUGAUCCCGAACGAGCGCUGCCAGCGCUGGUUCCGCGCCGCUGGACGCAGGGAGACCAUACACGACGUGUUCCUCUGCGCUGGAUAUAAAGAGGGCGGGCGCGACUCAUGCCAAGGCGACAGCGGAGGCCCCCUCACGAUGAAGUACGAGGGGCGAAGCACCCUCAUCGGACUGGUGUCGUGGGGCAUCGGCUGUGGCCGGGAACACCUCCCCGGCGUCUACACCAACAUACAGAAGUUCGUGCCCUGGAUUGAUAAGCUUAUCAAUCCUUAGGGUAUUACUAAUUGGCCUAAGUUGCUAGAAAAGAAGUGUUAAGUACUAAAAAAUAUAAAGAUUAAGUAACGACUCCCUUUUGAAGAGGGUUCAAAAUAGGAUUGAAAUAUUGUGCUAGCCCCAAUAUUUUAAUGAAUGGGUUUUCAAGUUUGUGGUGUUGAUGCCGGUAAAAAAUAAACAAACAAAUUAUAUUUUUGCGAAAGAUUUUAUCCUUUAGAUAUGGGUAAAAAAUAAAAAUAUUAAAAAAUAUUUCUAUGGAUUAAUUGAUUUACUAGAUUGAUUAAGAAUUUAAUUGUUCAGAAAUCGGAUUUGGACGUACGCAUAGCGUACAAUGAGGCAAUAAAUAAUUACAAUAAAAUAUACAUAUGUACAUAGAUUGUAUAUAAGGAUAUAAAUUAUUAUAAUUUUUAAUGUCGGAUAAAAUAGUGUAAAUUAUAAUAAUAAGUAAAAUUGAAGUCGAUUUUUUUAGAUAGAUUUAUGUACUACCACUGAUCAAAUAACCUCAAAAAUCUAUUAUUUUCUUUUUAUAGUGUGUAAGACAAUAAAUAUUUAAUUUCAACGGUCACUGUACCAUGUAAAUACAAGCUCUAUUAGUUAUAAAUUUAUAAAUCACAAAGUACUACAAAUUGCCGCGAUAGAAUCCGAAAAUUAGUUUAAUUUCAAUGUCUAACAUUCGCGUAAACAUAAGAAAUCAUUAUACUACAAAUUUAUAUUUAAUAACUUAAUAUGUGAGUCAUAAAGUGAAUCACAAGUCACAACACUGAAAAGUCGAAUAACAUUUUCUGUUCGAGUUUUCAAUAAAAAAAAUCAGGUGUAUUUCCCUAAAUUUUCCUGAUACGGCGAUUAUUUGACGUAGGUGUAUUGUUGAGCCCCUGUCUAUGUCUUUGGCAGUUAGAAGUGAGGUUAUGUAGUACUUGUAUAAAAACCUAUGCAUUUUUAUCACUCAGUCUUGAGACCGUAAGAUGUGAUUUAAUUCCAGUAAUGUAAAAAUAUUUAUUUUUAGAAAUAAUUCGUGUUUUGUAUUUUUAUAAAUAAAUUAUUUU